UCUUGUCUGCUGAAAAAUCAAUACUCGAGUUUUAAUUUCACCUCAUUUGAUAUUAGACAACACUGCAAAUCUUACAAAGCAGCACGUAGCUUUCCCCUUAUGUUUCCUAACCUCCACCGCCACCGCCACCUCCUCCGCCGUCACAACCACCCCGAACAACCAGUUCCCACCUUAUAAACUCCCAAAUUUCUUUGCAAAAACCCAAACUUUCCCUUUGAAAAACAAGAAAAAGUUUUCAUUUCCACCCCUUCCUAAUGUGUAGAUCUAAAAAAAGCACAGAUGUAGUCCAACCAAGAUCAUCGAAUUCAUCUCAAGUACCCAAAACCUCAAAAUCCUCGAAAUUUUCAUCUUCUUUGUCUGAACCAUCUUCCAGUACCACUUCCAAGACCAACAAUUCAAUUCUUUCUUCAAGCUACUUCGACAACAACAUUUCAAAUUACUCAUUUUCAACCCAGACUUCCAAAAAUCUCUCAUCCAUCAGAGAUUCUCUCCCUGAAAAUCCCCACAUCUAUGAUUUCUCCGACAUCUGCUCGGCCACCAAUAACUUCCGGUCGAAGCGCUUUUCAUCGUCUUCGGCAUCAUCUUCAUGGCUCUGUAACCUUCAAGGUAAACAAGUUGUUGUUUUCCAAAGGAAAAUGAGACGUUCAAUCGAGUUAGCUAACUUGGUUCACACUCUAUCAGUGAUUUGUAAGAGUCACCAUACUAGUUUAAUCAAGCUUUUGGGUGUUUCCUUGUCAGGGAAUUAUAUUUAUCUUGUUUAUGAAUAUGUGCAUGGAAUUAACCUUGGAGAUUGUUUAAGGAAUCCCAAGAACCCAAGUUUUACCAUACUUUCUUCUUGGAUUUCUCGUAUGCAAAUUGCUACUGAUAUCGCUCAUGGAUUGGAUUAUAUUCACCAUUGUUCGGGUCUCGAAACUAGCUUCAUUCAUAACCAUAUAAAGAUCACAAGUAUUUUAGUAGCUGAAGGUUCGUUAAUGGCUAAACUUUGUCAUUUUGGCACUGCUGAAUUAUGUGGGGAAGUGCUGAAACAGGAGGGGUCGCCGAAAACUCUUGGAAGAUCGAAAAGUAAAGUUGUGAAAAUUGAAGGAACAAGGGGUUAUAUGGCACCUGAGCUUCAAUUUACUGGUUUGGUGACUCAAAAAUGUGAUGUUUAUGCAUUUGGGGUAGUAAUUUUGGAGCUUUUGAGUGGGAAGGAGGCUUUGAAGUUCUUGGUUGAUGAAGAGACCGGGGGGUACGAAAGAGUGAGUGUUAUAGACACCGCUAAGGAGGCAGCAGCCGGUGGUGGUGCAGGGGUGAGAAGGUGGAUAGAUAGGAGGUUGAAGGACUCUUUUCCGGUGGAAGCGGCUGGGAAGAUGGUGUUGGUGGCAUUGGAAUGUUGUGAGGAAGAUCCAGAGAAGAGGCCUGAUAUGAACAAAGUUGCAGGGCAGAUUUCAAAGUUGUAUUUGGAGUCUAAGAAUUGGGCUGACAGUAUUGGUUUACCUUCUGAUAUCUCAGGCUCAAUUGCCCCAAGGUGAAUAAGAACAUAUUUUACUCAGUUUUGACGAUGAGAGCGUCGAAUAUGUGUUGGCAUUGUGGCGGUCAAGAGAAUGUUCAAGUUUUUUCAUUUAUUUGGAGGUCUUUGGAAGAUCAUAUCCUUCAUACUCAGAUAAAGAAAGAUGGAGCAACAUAGAAGCAAGCCAUCAUGAUGCCUUUAAGCAAUUGAUAUUUGUACACAUUGUGAAUAUUAUACAGAUUUGAGAUCAUUUUUUGGUAGAGAUGUUUUGGAUCGUAAAUAUUGAAAUUUGAACCUACAUCAUAAACCACUAGACUGAACUUUGAG
Molecule: messenger RNA, 1816 nt
Organism: Hibiscus syriacus
Lineage: Eukaryota; Viridiplantae; Streptophyta; Magnoliopsida; Malvales; Malvaceae
Product: lysM domain receptor-like kinase 3
Exons: 1
Coding region: 255-1511 (418 amino acids)
Biological process (GO): protein phosphorylation
Molecular function (GO): ATP binding; protein kinase activity
Source: RefSeq, a predicted model, not a curated record